AUGAACGUUGCACCAAAGUCAGAUUUCAAAUCUACCAUUUCCACAGCUGAUGGGAAAAAGAUCACAUCCAACGCCACACAUGGUGCCUUACCAGACACACUUCGUCUACAGGAAGGUGGUGCUGUCCCAAUUUCCUCUGAAUUAAAUGAUAGACAUCCAUUAGAAUCGCGUUUAAAGAACUGGGAUGUAAAUGAACACGAAAGAGCACUAGAACAAUAUCGUCAAAUAUUCGGGAUUGCUGAACCAUUAAGACGUGAAAUGGAAUUGAGUAUAGUUGAAAAGACUGAUUUUAAUCCGUUGAACUCCAAUUCUAUGCAUCGUGAUAUUCUACUUAACAAAGAUACCAGUGUGGAUUGGGAAGAUGUGUAUCCAGGGGGAAGAAUGGCAUCCGGUAUGAUGAUUGGGAAUGAUAUACAUAAUCAAAUUGAGAGGAAAACCGGUAUCUGA
Molecule: messenger RNA, 447 nt
Organism: Naumovozyma dairenensis CBS 421
Lineage: Eukaryota; Fungi; Ascomycota; Saccharomycetes; Saccharomycetales; Saccharomycetaceae
Gene: UMP1
Product: Ump1p
Exons: 1
Coding region: 1-447 (148 amino acids)
Biological process (GO): proteasome assembly
Cellular component (GO): cytoplasm; nucleus
Source: RefSeq, a predicted model, not a curated record